UAUCCAUUCUAUGACUGACAUUUAACUUGAUGAGAGUUGAUAAGGUGAUAAGAACCUGAUUUCUACCACAUCCGUACUAACCUGUGACCUUCAUUAUCAUUAUCUCCCGGUAUCCUCUAAAGAAUCUUCCUGGUCCUGUCCAUUCAAGUAAGUGUGACGUGUGUAGUUUGUGCAUUGUGGAGCAGAUAAUCGUGAACUGAUACACUGGUUAAAUUUACGUUAACUGAUUAAUUAUUUUGUAUUUUAUUAAUAAAUUUGUUAGUGAAAUAAACCUUAAAAUGUCUCUUAAAACAACAGCAAAUGUAUUAGGCAGGGGUGGUUUUAAUGUAGUUUUUCAACGUGCAAGUUCAUGGUGGUCAGGUGUCCCUAUGGGACCACCUGAUGCAAUUCUGGGUGUCACAGAAGCUUACAAAAAGGAUACAAAUCCUAAAAAAAUAAAUUUAGGUGUAGGGGCAUACCGAGACGACGAAGGAAAACCCUAUGUGCUUCCCUCUGUCAGAAAAGCUGAAGAAAAAUUAAGAAGCAAAAAUCUUGAUAAAGAAUAUGCACCAAUUUCUGGGCCCCCAGAAUUCUGUAAAAACAGCAUAUUGCUUGCUUUAGGGGAAGACUCAGAACAUGUUAAAAACGGCCUUAAUGCAACAGUGCAAGGUAUUUCUGGAACAGGUUCUCUUAGAAUAGGUGCAGCAUUUUUGAAUGCAUUCUUCCCUGGACCUAAAGUUGUUUAUGUACCAACUCCAACAUGGGGAAAUCAUAUUCCACUUUUUAAACACUCUGGACUUGACGUAAAAUAUUAUAAAUUUUACGAUGCUAAAACUUGUGGUUUUGAUUUUAAUGGAUGUUUAGAUGAUAUUUCUAAAAUACCUGAAAAGUCUAUCAUCCUUUUACAUGCAUGUGCACAUAAUCCUACAGGUGUUGAUCCAAGACCCGAACAAUGGCAAGAGCUUUCAAAUUUGAUAAAGAAACGUAAACUUUUUCCCUUCUUUGAUAUGGCUUAUCAAGGAUUCGCCUCUGGUGACACUAGCAGAGAUGCUCAGGCUGUUCGUCUUUUUUUGAAAGAAGGACAUCAAAUUGUUUUGGCUCAGAGUUAUGCUAAAAACAUGGGUUUGUACGGUGAAAGAGCAGGAGCUUUUUCUGUGAUUACCGACGAUAAGGAAGAAGCCGCAAAAAUUAUGUCCCAAAUUAAAAUUAUCAUUCGACCCAUGUAUUCAAAUCCACCCAUCAAUGGAGCUCGUAUUGUAAAUGAAAUUUUAAGCGACCCUUCAUUGAAGAAAGAUUGGCUUGGUGAAGUUAAAGGAAUGGCUGACAGAAUUAUUUCUGUUCGGCAAAAAUUACGUCAAAAUUUGGAAAAAGAGGGUUCUACACACAACUGGCAGCACGUUACAGAUCAAAUAGGAAUGUUCUGUUUUACUGGCAUGAAACCUGAACAGGUGGAGAGACUUACAAAAGAGUUCAGUAUAUAUCUUACGAAAGAUGGUCGUAUUUCCAUGGCUGGAGUGACCUCCCGCAAUGUCGACUACCUCGCUCAUGCAAUGCACCAAGUCACAAAAUAAAAGGUGAAUGAUGUUAUUCAUUCACAAACCCAUUAAAAUUGCAAAUGUCUUAUUAGUUGGGGUAUAAACUUAAUGUUUAAUAGAGUACAAAAUUCUUUAA
Agrilus planipennis (emerald ash borer) is the source of this 1650-nucleotide messenger RNA. It is a transcript of the gene Got2, whose product is annotated as aspartate aminotransferase, mitochondrial. The transcript is spliced from 6 exons. NCBI's taxonomy places the organism in Eukaryota, Metazoa, Arthropoda, Insecta, Coleoptera, Buprestidae. Gene Ontology annotation, molecular function: pyridoxal phosphate binding; L-aspartate:2-oxoglutarate transaminase activity. The coding region runs from base 279 to 1550 and encodes 423 amino acids. Gene Ontology annotation, cellular component: mitochondrion. The record is from RefSeq and is a predicted model, not a curated record. Gene Ontology annotation, biological process: biosynthetic process; L-aspartate catabolic process.